AUGCGUUGUCAUAAUUGUGGAUCAGAUAAAACAGAAUCCGAUGCUUCUUCUGGAACAAGUUACUGUGUAAACUGUGGUACAGUACUUGAAGAAAAUCAAAUCGUAUCCGAGGUUUCAUUUGGUGAAACCGCUGGUGGUAAAGCUGUUCUCCAAGGUUCUUAUGCAGGCGAAUCAGGUCGUGUUAGAAUUUCCAGUUUAGCCCAUGCCGUUCAUUUACCAGAACGUUAUCGAGAUGCAGCUCAACGAUAUUAUAAUUUGGCAGUUGUCAAUCGAUUUACCCGUGGUCGUCGCAGUGACCAUGUUGCAGCCGUCAAUGUGUUCAAAUUAGGUGCCACCUUUUUAAAACUAUGCAGAAUCUUAAACUUGACCUUGCCUCAUGUUGACCCCUCUCUCUAUAUCUCAAGAUUUGCAGUAGCUUUAGAUUUCGGUGAUUAUACCCAACGUGUCGCCCAAGAUGCUGUACGUAUUGCACAACGUAUGGAUCGUGAUUGGAUUACUAGUGGUCGUCGUCCUGCUGGUAUCUGUGGUGCUUGUUUACUUAUUGCAGCUCGUAUGAACGGCUUUCGUAGAACAACGCGUGAAAUGAUUUAUGUGGUUAAAGUUGCUGAUAUUACCAUCCAAAAGAGAUUGCACGAAUUCAAUCAAACAGAAUCCGCUCAAUUAUCAGUACGCGAUUUUAGAACAAUUUGGCUAGAGAAACGUGCAGAUCCGCCUUCCUUUCAAAAGAACCGAAAAGUGCAUGAAAACGAGGAAAAUUCCAAUACAGAAGAAGAACUGAUUAAGAAGCAAAUCGAAGACUCUUUGAACGAUGAAAUUAGACAACUUGCUGAGGUAGAUGCAUCUUUAACCGCUGAGGCAACCCUGAAACCCAAAGAAGACGAUAUGGAAUCAACUCAGGUCGGUACACAAGUCACCCAUUUGGACCCUACACAACCCUCAGAUGAAUUCAGCUCUACACUUGUUGACGAUGACAAUGAAGAACUAGGCUCGACCCUCGUAAAUGAAAGUCAGUCCGAUUAUAUACCCAUUAAAGAUCCGUAUUACGAGUCACUUCCCGCUGACGAAAAAGCUGCGUUGACCGCCUUAGCAAAAGCCAAAGUUGCCAAGGAAGUUAAUGACCUGCUAAACCCUGAACUUCAAGAAGAUGCUAAAGCUAUUGCUGAUGAUAUGGAAGCUUGGCUGGAGGAAGAGGAGGAGGAGGAGGAAGAGGAUGAUGGAAACUUAUCCGAGGUAGAUGAUGAAGAGAUCGAUGCCAUGAUUUUAACAGAAAAUGAAGUUGCACUGAAAACAAAAAUCUGGUAUAAUGCGAACAAGGAAUAUUUAGAAGAAAUGGCUGUGCGUCGAUUAGUAGAGAAAGAUAGGGGGGGUCAUUCAAGAAGAGGUAGAGGAAUAAAAAAGAAGAAGACUACUCAACCCUCCACACCUGCUGAAGCAGCAAAACAACUGUUACUAAGCAAAAAGCUAUCGAAAAAAAUCAACCAAGCAGUAUUUGACGAUAUGUUUGAAUCGGCUGAAUCCAUUGCUAAAAUCAAGCAGAGAGAUGCUAUUUUAAGAAUGGGCAAUAAUGUCACACUUCCCUUGCCUAGUGCACCGGAAUAUGAGGUGGUGGAAGAACCUGGAGAUAUUCCCGAUCCUAAAGCAAAGAAAACUGACGAUUCGACAGAAGAGACCGCAGAUUCUGCUAAUGCUGCACCUGUUGUUGAAGAAGAUGAAGAUGACGAAGACAUGGAUUCUGAUGAUAUGGCCGAUGAUGAGCGCUUGAUGCGUGAUGCUCGUGCUAAAUACGCAUUUGAUGAAGAUGACGAUGCCCAGGAAUACCUCAGUGAUGACGGCUAUUAA
Messenger RNA from Mucor mucedo, 1839 nucleotides. RefSeq lists its product as uncharacterized. Gene Ontology annotation, biological process: DNA-templated transcription initiation; transcription by RNA polymerase III; transcription preinitiation complex assembly. The record is from RefSeq and is a predicted model, not a curated record. Gene Ontology annotation, cellular component: nucleus; transcription factor TFIIIB complex; transcription preinitiation complex. Lineage: Eukaryota; Fungi; Mucoromycota; Mucoromycetes; Mucorales; Mucoraceae. Gene Ontology annotation, molecular function: RNA polymerase III type 3 promoter sequence-specific DNA binding; TBP-class protein binding; RNA polymerase III general transcription initiation factor activity. The transcript is spliced from 6 exons. The coding region runs from base 1 to 1839 and encodes 612 amino acids.